This is a messenger RNA of Clarias gariepinus (North African catfish), 1226 nucleotides long. It is a transcript of the gene isca1, whose product is annotated as iron-sulfur cluster assembly 1. NCBI's taxonomy places the organism in Eukaryota, Metazoa, Chordata, Actinopteri, Siluriformes, Clariidae. Gene Ontology annotation, biological process: iron-sulfur cluster assembly. The transcript has 4 exons. The record is from RefSeq and is a predicted model, not a curated record. Bases 44 to 445 code for a protein of 133 amino acids. Gene Ontology annotation, molecular function: 2 iron, 2 sulfur cluster binding. Gene Ontology annotation, cellular component: cytoplasm; mitochondrion.
UUUCCUUGUCCACUGGUGUUUACAUCUAGUCAGAGAGAACUUGAUGAUAACCAACAUGUCUGCUCCCAUAGUCAGAGCUACUGUAAAGGCGGUGAGCAGAAGAAAGAUUUUAUCUACAAGAGCUGCUCUGACGUUGACACCUUCAGCUGUAAAUAAAGUCAAGCUGCUGUUAGAGAAUAAGCCCCAAUAUAUUGGGCUCAAGGUUGGUGUACGGACCAGAGGAUGCAACGGCCUCACUUACACACUCGACUAUACCAAGGAGAAGGACAGAUCAGAUGAGGAGGUGGUACAGGAUGGUGUAAGAAUUUUCAUUGAGAAGAAGGCUCAGCUGACCUUGUUGGGCACAGAGAUGGAUUUUCUUGAGACGAAACUCUCCAGCGAGUUUGUGUUUCACAACCCAAACAUCAAGGGAACAUGUGGUUGUGGAGAGAGCUUCAACAUUUAAAUGACUUCCAAGCUCUGUUGUGUACUUUACAGUAUAUGCCACACUCCCAUUCCCCAAUCAGAGACAGAGAACCACCUUGGGGAGUAAAAAGACUCAAACAUGGGCGAUGGAUGCAAUCAAGCUCAUCUUCCUGCACUGCAACCGACUGAAAAUAAUCAUCACCACUGUUUAAUGGCUAGCAUUUAACUUAGUUUGUGUUUCCUUUUACUUCAAAUAUAUUGUAAAAGAUAAAUGAUAUAUAAUAUGGGUCAGUAUUUAUUUUACAAAUGACGAGCAAUGUGGCUGAGCGUUCGUUUGUCAAUAGACCUCUUUCUUGGUAUGAGUGCGAUACUGUUUGCCUGAUAAUAUGGCAGUAUGCUCCAGUGCCCUUAUUAUAGAACAGAGCAUGAGGCAGGGUGUGUGUGUGUUAGCUAAAAAGAUAAAGAACACUUCUGUGGAAGUUAUGCCAUAUUUUUGCAUUUGUUGAUUUUAUAAUCCAGUCAGUGUAUUUCACUGAACAUUGAUGCUAUGAAAUAGAAUUUGUAAAACUGUCCAGCAUCGUAAUGGAUGCAGCAGAGCACCUCAAGAGAGGGCGGUGUACAUUUAUUGGAAAAGGAUUUGUGGGAAAUUAGUAGAGGGCUAUUAAUUAUAGUGUGUAAAACUCAGAUGUUGAGUAUUGAUGACUUUGCCUUGUAAAACAAACAUGUGUCCAUGAUACCGAGUCUAUAAAAUCUGUAAAUGAGAGAACCGGAGAGAGAGAGCAAGAAAUGUCUUUACGCACAAUAAAGCUCAUAUAAAUUAA